AUGAAUUCCCUAUACAAUCACGGGCUAAAACAAACCCAAACAAUCAGCAAUGACUUAACCCAAUUCGAAACGAAUCUAUCAACAUCGCCAUUAUCUCUUCAAGGAGCAAUUACAACUUCAAUUACAGCAUUCAGAAAAACAAUCAAAGAAUAUGGAGAUUUAGUAUCAAGAGAUAUUUAUGAUCCAUCAUAUACAAAGAAUGAAGCAAGGCUAAAUAAAUUCAAUGAAGAUUUACAAAGAUUUCAAUCAAAAUUUGAUAAAUUAAAAUCACAACGAGAAUCAAUCAUUCAUGAAAAUAAUGUUCAAGAUCUAAUUGGUAGAAGACAUAUUCAUAAUAGUACCACUAGUUCAGAUAACCCCUAUGAUCCAGCAGCGCUGCAACAACAACAACAAACCUACAUGUCGUAUCAAGAGGGUAUGUAUAAGGAGAAAAAUACUCUCGUAAAGGGUUCAGAACAAUUAGAUCGGAUAUUGGAAAUGGGACAACAAGCAUUUGAUGAUAUAGUUGAACAAAAUGAGGUAUUACGAAAGAUUCAAGGGAAGUUUGAAGAAAGUUUAGUUACGUUGGGUGUGAGUAGGGGGACUAUUAGAAGUAUUGAGAGAAGAGCAAAACAAGAUAAAUGGUUAUUUUGGGGUUGUGUAGUUGUGAUGUUGGUCAUGUUUUAUUAUAUUGUGAAAUUCUUCAGGUGA
Hemisphaericaspora subhashii is the source of this 690-nucleotide messenger RNA. RefSeq lists its product as uncharacterized. The transcript has a single exon. The record is from RefSeq and is a predicted model, not a curated record. Gene Ontology annotation, molecular function: SNARE binding; SNAP receptor activity. Gene Ontology annotation, cellular component: ER to Golgi transport vesicle membrane; Golgi apparatus; SNARE complex. Gene Ontology annotation, biological process: vesicle fusion; endoplasmic reticulum to Golgi vesicle-mediated transport. Lineage: Eukaryota; Fungi; Ascomycota; Pichiomycetes; Serinales; Debaryomycetaceae. Bases 1 to 690 code for a protein of 229 amino acids.